This is a messenger RNA of Hyposmocoma kahamanoa, 1678 nucleotides long. It is a transcript of the gene mlt, whose product is annotated as tubulin-specific chaperone cofactor E-like protein. The coding region runs from base 177 to 1562 and encodes 461 amino acids. Lineage: Eukaryota; Metazoa; Arthropoda; Insecta; Lepidoptera; Cosmopterigidae. Gene Ontology annotation, molecular function: alpha-tubulin binding. The transcript is spliced from 8 exons. The record is from RefSeq and is a predicted model, not a curated record. Gene Ontology annotation, biological process: protein folding.
GUUUAGAUGUGAUUUAGUAGUACCGAGAGGUUAGUUUUUAUUUUAUUGUUUUUUACUAAACAUGUAGUAUAUUUAUCCUAAAUUAGAAAAGUGGAAUUCUUGUGAAAAUUCUGUGUGUGAAACUUGGAAAACCGAAGAGUCCAUUUUGCUGAGCUGCUGUUACUACUCUUGGUACAAUGCCAUCGCUUCUGGAAGCCUUAGAGCGCAAGUAUGGCGCCAAAGGCGAGGUCAACCCUGAAAUAGACGAUCUGCCUGUGGCAAUUUUCGUGCCAAAAAGAUCUCCACGCUUGAGUGUUCCUACGCUGUUAGUCCUUAAUGACUGUGACAUCGACUGUGCCGGCGACGCCUGCACUCUCGCUGAUAAGUGUGCUGACGUCGUAGAGCUGGACUUGGCCAACAAUAAGCUCACAAACUGGCAAGAGGUAUUUGCAAUACUGGAGCAAACGCCGCGUGUAAGGUUUCUUAACUUGAGCUUCAAUCGAUUGUCGGCGCAAAUUCAAGCAGCCCAGGCCCUUAAUCCUCGUUGGGACAGCCUAACCAAUUUGGUUUUGAAUUCUACUUACGUUGGGUGGCCAAGCGUUUUUGCGCUACUUAAAGCUAUACCAGCUCUUGAAGAGCUGCAUAUGAGCCUUAAUGAGUAUUCCUACGUAAACCUGACAGGGCAGGAAGUGGAUGAAAAAGACCUGUGUGAAGCGUGCGCGCGUCUAAAAGUCGAAGACGUCGGACCAGUCCACGAGCAACUUAAGAAGUUACAUUUCUCCGGAAACCCAGUGAGCAGUUGGCGGGAGAUAUGCAAAUUUGGUUACGCAUUCCCUAACUUAGAAACACUGAUGGUGAACGAUUGUUCUAUAACAACAUUGGACCCCGAUCCAUGCGAGAAAUGUGAAGAUAACAAUGGAAAUAAGAAGAGCCAUGAUGCCUUUCCUCAUCUACGGUUCCUGAACCUAAACAACACCGGUCUCGCCACGUGGGACGAGGUGGAUCGGAUAGCGCAAUUUCCUGCCCUCAGAAGUCUCAGAGUGCAGGGCUGGCCUCUUUGGGAGCGGUUCGAGUCCACAGAGCACGAGCGGCGACUGCUCCUGGUGGCGCGGCUGCCGCGCGUGCGCACACUCAACGGUGGCGGCGCCGUGCCCGUCGAAGAGCGCGACGCCGCCGAACGCGCCUUUAUACGCUACUACAUGGAGAAACCCGAGGCAGACAGGCCUGACAGGUACUGGGAGCUGGUAAGCGUGCACGGCAAGCUGGACCCGCUGGUGUCCAUCGACCUGCGGCCCGAGAAGCGUGUCCAGAUCACCUUCACCUGUGGCGACACCAGCGAAGUGCGCACCGUCGAUGUCUACAGAACCGUAGCAGACUUGAAGCAGCGACUCGCCGGCCUGGCUGGCUUCCCUGCCUCCAAGAUGAGAUUAUUCUACGUCGACCAAGAUGUGCGAGACACGCAGGGCCCUGAGGAGAUGAAGUACCCGACAAAGCAGCUGUACUCGUACAACAUCCGGUCUGGCGACGAGAUCAUCAUCGAGUCCAAACUGAAGAACUCCAUCUCCAACAACUCCACCUCGUGAAGUCCACGCCGGCGCCGCCCGGUCGGGAAGCGUUAGGUGCAUUUCUGGGAAAAUCGAGACCAUUCCCAGGAACCCAUUUUUAAACUAUCAGAUAAACUUCUCGUUCUGCCAAAAAC